Galeopterus variegatus (Sunda flying lemur) is the source of this 4710-nucleotide messenger RNA. RefSeq names its product rap guanine nucleotide exchange factor 1-like. Gene Ontology annotation, biological process: Ras protein signal transduction; positive regulation of GTPase activity. The transcript is spliced from 17 exons. Lineage: Eukaryota; Metazoa; Chordata; Mammalia; Dermoptera; Cynocephalidae. The record is from RefSeq and is a predicted model, not a curated record. Bases 11 to 2092 code for a protein of 693 amino acids. Gene Ontology annotation, cellular component: plasma membrane. Gene Ontology annotation, molecular function: guanyl-nucleotide exchange factor activity.
GCUGGCCUACAUGCAGCUGCUCGAGGACUACUCAGAGCCACAGCCCUCCGUGUUCUACCAGACACCGCAGAACGAGCACAUCUACCAGCAGAAAAACAAGCUCCUCAUGGAGGUGUACGGCUUCAAUGACUCCUUCAGCGGAGCGGACUCCUCGCAGGAGCUGGCCCCUCCACCCGCCCUCCCUCCCAAGCAGCGGCAGCUGCAGGCCUCCUAUGCUGCUUCUUCCUUCUCCUCUGUCUCCUACUGUGUCCAGCAAACUAAAGUGGCCUUCACCCCCGAGGACGGCAGUGCCACUCAGGGCAUCAGUGUGUCCGUCUCUAACUCCUUUCUCAGCCGGCACGGCAGCUUGCCUGUGCCCUCGUACAAAUCUGUGUUUAGGUCCUACUCCCAGGAUUUCCUGCCUCACCACCAAGCUUCCGUUCAGCCUUUCCCUCCGCCCACCUCCUCCUCCUCUCCACAUUUCCCACCUGUCCACCAGCCUCAGAGCUCUGACUUAGCGGUGCCGCCUGUGGCCAGUCCGCCUCCCAGCACCAUGGACGGGCCUCUCUCACCUUCUCAGGAGAACAGCUUUCAUGGGAAUACUGUCUGCCUUCCUUCCGAAACCUCUUUCACUGACUCGAGUGAAAACGCCAGCGAGGACGCUGGUGAGGGUGAAUACGUCAAUCUGUACUCCUCUGGCCAGAGCAGUGAGGAGCUGGCUCCCUCUCGAGGAGAAUCACCAGCUGGGAAAGACGGGCCUGCCAGAGAUCCCUCGGCAGUUGGCAGUGCACCUGGAAAGGACAGCAGAGAUGGUGGUGAGAGGGCUCCAAAGUCACCAGAUGCUCUGGAGUCGGCCCAGCUGGAAGACGAAGUGGAUGAGCUGUCCCUCAUCGACCACAAUGAAAUUAUGGCCAGGCUGACGCUCAAGCAAGAGGGUGAUGAUGGGCCAGAUGUCCGUGGAGGGUCUGGAGACAUCUUGCUGGUCCAUGCUACUGAGACCGACAGGAAAGAUUUGGUGCUGUACUGUGAAGCCUUCCUGACCACCUACAGGACCUUCAUCACCCCAGAGGAGCUCAUCAAGAAGCUACAGUACAGAUAUGAGAAGUUCUCUCCCUUUGCUGACACGUUCAAGAAGCGCGUGAGCAAGAACACAUUCUUCGUGCUGGUGCGGGUGGUGGAUGAGCUCUGCCUGGUGGAGUUGACGGAGGAGAUCCUGAAGCUGCUGAUGGAACUGGUCUUUCGCCUGGUGUGCAGUGGGGAGCUCAGCCUGGCUCGUGUGCUCCGGAAGAACAUCCUGGACAAGGUGGACCAGAAGAAGCUGCUCCGGUGUGCCAACUCCGACCAGCCCCUGGCAGCCAGGGGGGUAGCAGCCAGGCCAGGGACCUUGCAUGACUUUCACAGCCAUGAAAUAGCUGAGCAGCUGACACUGCUGGACGCUGAGCUCUUCUAUAAAAUAGAGAUUCCCGAGGUUUUGCUUUGGGCAAAAGAGCAGAAUGAGGAGAAGAGCCCCAACUUGACCCAGUUCACGGAGCACUUCAACAACAUGUCCUACUGGGUCCGGUCGAUAAUCAUGUUACAGGAAAAGGCCCAGGACAGGGAACGGCUGCUCCUGAAGUUCAUCAAGAUCAUGAAGCACCUGCGGAAGCUAAACAACUUCAACUCCUACCUGGCCAUCCUGUCGGCGCUGGACUCGGCACCCAUCCGCAGGCUGGAGUGGCAGAAGCAGACCUCAGAGGGCCUGGCUGAGUACUGCACGCUGAUUGACAGCUCGUCCUCCUUCCGAGCCUACCGGGCUGCCCUCUCCGAGGUGGAGCCUCCGUGCAUACCAUACCUGGGGCUGAUCCUGCAGGACCUGACCUUCGUUCACCUGGGAAACCCAGACUAUAUUGACGGGAAAGUGAACUUUUCCAAGCGGUGGCAGCAGUUCAACAUCCUCGACAGCAUGCGAUGUUUCCAGCAGGCGCAUUACGACAUCCGGAGAAACGACGACAUCAUAAACUUCUUCAACGAUUUUAGUGACCACCUGGCCGAGGAGGCCCUGUGGGAACUCUCUCUGAAAAUUAAACCCAGGAACAUAACGCGGAGGAAAACAGACCGGGAAGAGAAGACCUAGGAGCAGGUGCCAUGAGCAAGGAGAACGCUCAAGAGGCAGAGGGCAGCUCCAAGCCCAGGGAGGACUCUGGACCUGGCAGGUGGGCUGCCAGCGCCCCGGCCACAGAGCCACAGGCUGGCCAGGCCUCAGCUAUGCCGGGCAGGGGCCUGGAGCCCGCCAGCGGCUUCCUGCCUCCCUCCUCCGCAGGAGCAGACACGUGGCCCGCAGUGGAGCUGGCAGGCAGGUCUUAGGACUGAUUUGUGACCCGGGGGUUUCCUGGUUUGGUUUAGUUUUCUGCUUUCACUUCUGUCUUCCCCCCCACCCUGCCACCCUCUCUCCUACAGCCUGGGAGCAGCACAGAACCAGAAUCAGCAGACCAAGGAAUGGCAGAUCCUCUCCCCUCCCUGAGCUUGAGAGUCCCUGAAUGACACGGCAACUGCCUGGAGGCAGAGGCCCCUGUGUGGGGGCUGCCCUCCUACGGCUGCAAUGAGGCAGGUGUGGAGGGGUGGUCAGAAGGCAGAGAAGACCAGGGCAGGCUCCUUUUGCCCCCCAUUCCCUGCUUUUGAAAUAUGGAGGAUGGUGUGAGCUUUUCAUCUGGCCCAGAAAGGUAGGACGGGGGGUGUUAACGCAGCCCUGGAGCUGGCACCCCUUAGCAUGGCACUGGCUCUUGGGCAGUCUUGCUGGGUGCUGUGCCCACAGGCCUCCCAUGCUGGACUGCGAGCAGCAGCAGCACCUGUCAUCUUGUCACCCCUUUACCUCCUGCCCAGGCUGCUAAGACUUUCCCCACAUUGUCCCUCUGGGCAGCUGGGAGAGGAGGCUGGGCUAGGGAGGAAGAACUUCACCAUCAGAGAAGCACUUUGUAUUGCUGGGAGUCUUUUUUACCUUGUCUGAGUUGGGGCCUGAGCUGAGCUCCUGGGGAGUGAAUUCAGAGAGGGGACAGCAAAGGAGCUCUCCUGUCCUCCUCCGUCGCUUGCUGUGUGCCUUAAGCUCCGUCUUCUGUCUCUCCCAGUAUCUUGCCCCAUUCUGGAGUGGCCAGUGGGCUCCUCCUCUGGCUCAUCAGACCUUCCUGCCAGAGCCAUCAGUGUUCCCCGGGAAGGACAGGGCAUCCCUGAGAGGCCCAAGCAGGCCCUUGGGGUGUGGAGAGGUCAGAGGCCUGGCCUCAGAGGUGCCCCUGAGGCUGAGCAGCCAGGCAGGCUUGCUUUCUCCUUGGCUGGAGCAUCUUCAAGAGCAGGUUCUCUUCCGUCCUCCUGGUUACAAACCACUCUCACUGCUGAGGCUGACAAUCUAGGGCAAGGUUUGUGGGGGCGGGGGAGGGCACUGCUUCAGCAAGCAGGUGCCCGCUAGAGCCUCCCAUGUCCCCCCCGGCUCCCAGCUGCUGUGCACAAGCGAGUGCUCACUGCUGCUGGGUGCAGGACUUGAUCAAGUGAACACCAGGGUCGGACUGAGCUUACUUAGCCCAGUUUAAACAGAACAAAGAAAAGAUAGAAAGCAACACCUGUUGAUUAUUUAGACUUUUUAAACAACCAUGUCACUUUGAGCCCUUUCUGGGUUUGUGAGCAGCUUUUCUCAAGAAGAGUUUGGGCUGUGUUUCUUCUUCUUUCGUGUUUUGUUUGUCCUGUAUGGAGAGGGGAGGGAAUCUGUGGAACGUCAGAGAGGCUGCCUCUGACAGCAGUCCUGCUGGCGGCUGCCGGAACCGUCACUUUAUUAUUUAAAGAGUGUGUGUGGAGAACCGCUGGUUUCUUAGCAGUAUUGUGUGUGGGGUUGGAUUUUUAGUUUGUUCCCUCUUUUUGAGUCCCUUCAUUUCAACCUUUGCCUCGCACUCCCGUCCUUUGCCCAGCUCUGUUGAAUGCUGCUGCGUGUAUGGGAGGGUCCACUGUGCACACAAGGUCUUUGAAUUGUGUGAACGAAACCCCUGUGCCAUUUAGAGCCUCUGGGAGUCUCCCUCUGUGGCACAGGCAAGGGCCAGUGCUGUGUCGCAGCCUCAGAAACCAGCCCACUCACGCCCAGCAGCAGGCAGAUCUGUGUCUGCAGUUGGGCCUGUGCGCCUUGCUCUCAGACGUGAGCUGGACAGAGAGGGGGUCUCCACACCUUCCCUGAAUUCAGAACAGACCCUGUGCCCAUCCCCAGGAUGCCCGAGCAUUUCCCCCGGGCCCUCCCCGUCCCUCCCUGGGAGCCCUUGGUAGUCUGAGCAGAAGAGCCCAAGCAGCAGGUGGCAGUGCCAGGUGGCUCCCCACAUGGGGACAGCAGGGUGCACUGCGUGUUUUAACUUAUUGGCUGACAGGCUCCCCCUCCCGGCUCUGGUUGUUGCCAGGUCCCAGUGCUCAGUGCUGCAGCCUGGCCGGGACUUGUCUGUUUCUCGGGGGCCCAGGGGAGGGUUGUGGGGAUCAAUCUUUGACACGACUGAGAUGGAUGAUUCGGUUCCUUUCUGGUCAGUUCUCACCUGCAGGUGUGGGUGGAGCCAGGGAAGGGCACUGGGCUCCAGUUCUGAGAAGCGCCUGCCGCUCCGGCUGCCCACGGCCUCCCAGUGUUCCAUUGUAAUAUACAUCCCCCAACUAACCGUCUCAUAGUGGCAUCUUCCUGCAGACAUUUCAAACGUGUAACUUUUAUAUGAAAGAAAAAUAAACACAGAUGAAAGCCGA